CAUUUUUUUUUUUCUUAAUUUUUCUCUUUUUGUUCUGAAAGCAAAGAUCUUAUUCAUUCUCUCCCCUGUACCUUCUCCACAUCCACGGGGCCACUAACCCAGAAUCCCGUGUAUGAUUCCCCAGUCCCCGCCCAUACUCUCUCAGUCGCCGUCAAAAUCCCAUUCCAAUAAGGCGGCAAGAAUCAACUCUCUCUUUCUCUCUCUCCAAAGAUCUUUAAUGGCGGCUCUGUUUCGUAUCCGCCCUUUUCUUCUUUCCAGGUUGUAGACUAUCCUGAAAAAGAGGCGGUUGUUUGGGAAUGGAAGAGCCCGGGCAGCUGAAACGGGCGCUGAUAGACGCUACGGCGGGGGCCAUAGCCGGUGGUAUAUCACGGACGGUCACAUCGCCGCUUGACGUGAUUAAGAUCAGAUUCCAGGUUCAACUCGAGCCCACAUCUUCUUGGGCUUUGCUUCGGAACAAUGUGUCUGGAACGUCAAAAUACACUGGAAUGUUUCAAGCAACAAAGGAUAUAUUCAGGGAGGAAGGCUUACCGGGUUUUUGGCGUGGAAAUGUCCCAGCGUUACUUAUGGUUAUGCCAUAUACUGCCAUACAAUUUACUGUGUUACACAAGUUUAAAACAUUUGCUUCUGGUUCCUCCAAGACAGAGGAUCACAUUCAUUUGAGUCCCUAUCUGUCCUAUGUCAGUGGGGCAUUAGCAGGGUGUGCAGCUACUGUUGGAUCAUAUCCCUUCGAUCUUAUACGAACCAUAUUAGCUUCACAAGGUGAACCAAAGGUGUAUCCUACCAUGAGGUCUGCGGUUGUUGAUAUAAUUAGAACUCGUGGCUUCCGAGGGUUAUAUGCUGGAUUGUCGCCAACCCUGGUUGAGAUUGUUCCUUACGCUGGCCUACAAUUUGGUACCUAUGAUACAUUUAAGCGCUGGGCUAUGGCCUGGAACAGGUCUAGAUCUUCUAAGUCAAGCUCAGCUGAUACUGAAGAUGGAAUUUCAAGCUUUCAACUUUUCAUCUGUGGGUUGGCGGCUGGGACAUGUGCCAAGCUUGUCUGUCAUCCACUUGAUGUGGUCAAGAAAAGAUUCCAGAUCGAAGGACUACAAAGGCACCCUAGGUAUGGUGCUCGAGUUGAGCAUCGUGCUUAUAAAAAUAUGUUUCAUGCUGUACGCCAAAUCUUGCAGAUGGAGGGUUGGGCUGGUCUUUAUAAGGGCAUAGUGCCAUCAACAGUCAAAGCUGCACCAGCUGGUGCUGUAACAUUUGUAGCUUAUGAAUACACAUCAGACUGGUUAGAGUCCAUUUUGACUUGAAACUAACCUGAUUUUUUUUCCCCUUUUCAUCCAUUUUUUUUUUUGUUUUUUUAUCUAAUUCUUUUCCCAUGGAGAUAUUUUAAAGUUGUCAUAGAAGUUGAGGAUUGGGGAAUUAUAGGCCAUAAAAUUAUAGUUGUCGAGAUGGCAAAGAGGUACAGGCACACCAGGCUAGAACAAACCUAGCCUUUCAUGGCUGUAUUUGAGAUUGUGAUUGGUAAAUUUUUCUCAUGUGGCUGUGGGUCACCAAUGUCUUCACUAAGAAAUAUACCUAGUUUUUUUUUUUUUUGUUUUUGGGUAUCAAAUGAAUUGAACUUUGCUUGAAAAAAAAGAAAAAGAAUUGAACUUUGUCAUCUUCAUAGACCGGUUCAAUAUAGAGCGUGUCAUUUUGUCGGCUGAUGCAAUUGGUGAUUUGACUUGUGUACUCAACAGAAAUCUAAAUUCUCUUCUGAUUUGAGGGCCAUAUGUAUGAUAUGUAUUCAUAUUGUUACU
Molecule: messenger RNA, 1781 nt
Organism: Corylus avellana
Lineage: Eukaryota; Viridiplantae; Streptophyta; Magnoliopsida; Fagales; Betulaceae
Product: mitochondrial thiamine diphosphate carrier 2
Biological process (GO): transmembrane transport
Source: RefSeq, a predicted model, not a curated record